Solea senegalensis (Senegalese sole) is the source of this 2297-nucleotide messenger RNA. RefSeq names its product raftlin-like. Bases 33 to 2066 code for a protein of 677 amino acids. The transcript is spliced from 9 exons. Lineage: Eukaryota; Metazoa; Chordata; Actinopteri; Pleuronectiformes; Soleidae. The record is from RefSeq and is a predicted model, not a curated record.
UGUGCUCAGAGUUACUGACAAACCGCGGAGCCAUGGGCUGCGGGCUACGGAAGAUGAAACCGAUGUCGGAGGAGAACAGCCCGGGGAAGAUUUACUCCACCCUGAAGAGGCCGCAGGUGGAGACUAAAGUGGGCGUGGCCUACACUUACCGCUACCUGGAUUUCCUGAUCGGCAAAGACGGUGGGACGUCCACACUGCGUCUCUCGUCGGUGCGAGAGCUGCCGUGUCAGCUUCAGGAACUUUACCAGCAGGGGUUUGUUCUGGCGUCCGUUCACCCGUUCAUCCAUCCGUGUGGUCCAGAAUCCAACAGCCCACCGCACCAGCUCUACCGGGCCAUACUGGUCCGACUCAACGAUGGGGUGGAAAGGAGCCAGCCACUCGGCCCGGUGUACAAGCUGCAGCUGGAAGAGUGUCUGUCUGCCGGGCAGGUGCCCACCCCGGAGCUCAUCCAGGGCUACGUCAAGAAGCAGAUCCAGGACGCUGCCGACCAGGGCGUGAAGUUUGUGGGAUUCGUCCAGGAACCCUACGGGGCCCCAUGUACCACAAUCAGAGAACCGGACACACCGUCCCUGUCACUGCACUCCAGCCCCAGCUCGCUGCUCGGGUCCCUGGGCACCCGCAGCCCCUCCAACCCCUCCAGCCCCACCAGGAACCAUGCAGAACCUGGAGCCGAGGCCGAGGACACGGUGGACAAGGAAGGCGACGAGGGAGAGGGAGCGUCGAGUGGGGGGAAGAACCAGAGUGAGAACACGGAGGGGGCAGUGGAGGUCAGUCAGGACGAGGUGUCGCCCGCCACGUCUCCAAUAUCAGACUUAGACCUGGAGCUGAGGGAGGACAGCUCGCCAUGUCACAAUAACAACAAAGACGGCACCGGCGAGACCAAGGAGAGGCCAAGAUACCGGCUGCGGAGAGGCGACGGAGUGGAACUGCUCGCCCUCUACAACCACCCGCCCGUCAGAGAGAGCCAGGCCAAGUACUACACCGUCAAGGUGCCGCUGCGAGUUCAGAACUGCGACGACGGCGUCAAAGGCGUGGAGGCCAACUGGCUGGAUCACAUGACCCAGCACUUCAACAACGGAGCCUCGCUGGUGGACGGAUACUUCUACCUGGGCAACGUCAACGAUUUGCUACCAAAGUCGGUCGAAAGUGUCUUCAUCUUCCAGGAGGCGAGUGAUGGCGAGCAGAAUGCAGCCACUCCAACGUACGACGCCAUUGUUGUGGAGCAGUGGACCAUCAUUGAUGGUCUGCAGGUGAAGGCUGAUUAUGUUCCCCUGCUUCAGUCGCUCGCUACAUAUGGAUGGAGACUCACCUGUGUGCUGCCCACGCCCAUAAUCAAGACCAACAGUGACGGAAGUCUGUCCACCAAACAGAUCGUUUUCCUGCAAAGACCCGUGUUGGGCCGAAAGAAGAGGGAAUCCAAGAAACUGAUCUUCAAGCCCCGAAGCAAGUCCAACAAGAACUGCAUCAAAGACAUAGACAAGAACAAGAAGAAGAAGAAAGCAAAGAGUGAAAAGGAUGCCGAAGAUGCGAAUAUUCUCAAUGAAAGAGAAAGGGAUGAGAAAGAGGAAGAGAAGAGUCGAGAGGAAAGGGAUGAGGCAACGUACGGCGAUGCGGCGAAGGAAGGCGACUCAAGGUUUGAGGAAGAUAGAAAGAUGGAUGACGGGGUUGAAAUCAGCGUCGAGACUGUUGAAAAGAAAGAUGGUGGAACGGAAGCAACAGACAAAGGAGAAGAAGACGGCACAAAAGAAGAUGAAGAAGAAGAAGUAACAUUGGCUGGAGAAGGGUCAAAAGAGAAUGGAGGGCCUUUAGAAAACAAAGAAGGUCAGGAAGUGGCAGCAAGUGUCGCAGCUGUGGAAACAGUGAACAAGACCAAAGAAAAGGCGGACGUGGUUGAGGCUGUGAUCGAGAACGGAGUGGAGGCAGACGAAGAGACAGAUGACGCUGACGUGAAGGCGAUCAAAGACAUGACAGAAGAACCGUCCGGCAUGGACGUCGUCACCAAGGAGAUUAUAGCCGAAUCGCAGGCCGCCCCGACCAAUCAAAGCCCAGAGGAAACUCAAGAGUAGCUUCAAGUCAAGGUCCCCCCCCCCAACCCUACCUCCAACAAGAACUGGUUCACAGUGUUUUUUUCCCUGAUCCAAAUUACCGGGGGAUAUAAUCCCCAUCGCUGCAGCAUUGUCCAAACCUGAUGUCCCUCGAAAACCUGCCACAGUGUGUAGCGACAGAAUCGUUCUGUGUUUACCUGCAAACAUCAGUGCUACUGUAUAACCACGCAUACUGAAUGUAUAUAUCCAAAA